Molecule: messenger RNA, 600 nt
Organism: Penicillium hordei
Lineage: Eukaryota; Fungi; Ascomycota; Eurotiomycetes; Eurotiales; Aspergillaceae
Exons: 1
Coding region: 1-600 (199 amino acids)
Source: RefSeq, a predicted model, not a curated record
AUGUUUCUCCUUCUGCUACGAAAGCUAUGGACCCGACGACGAAGAUCAGGCACGGAGAAAUCUUCCAAUUCCUCGGCUACCUCCCAAGAGCUUAAAUCCGAAGAGAACGGACCACAUAUACCUGAUAUAAUCAUGAUUACUACACCACAUCACGACGAAACAGACCAGAUCGUCAAUCAAUUAGCCACCCUUGCAGCUACCGUGAGCAGCACAUCAAGCAACCGCGCCCCAUUAUCGAUUGCUGCCCCCAUAGCAGAGCCUCAAUCGGCAGCACCUAGACCUAAACUAGAACAACCAGAAGAAGAAACAUUCUACUAUCUUCGCAGUCUGAUAACAGUCUCCUGCUUGCCACAGCAUACAUCAGGCCAUACACCAACCCUCUCAGCCUCAACACUAAGCUCUAAAUCAGGGAAACGCAAAAGUCAAAUCUUUGAUCGGAAAAGAGCCUCAUCAAUUCUGAGUUUACAUCUUGGUGAUCUGCCGAGUUUGCCGCUUUCCUCGAAAGGGAAAGUCUCGCGCAAGCCUUGCCCGAGGUACAGUCCUCUUCCUCCGCCAUUUUUGCAGAAGAAUCUUGCUAUUCGGCCUGAGGUGCGUUUCUAG